This is a messenger RNA of Caenorhabditis elegans, 913 nucleotides long. RefSeq names its product Globin domain-containing protein (gene glb-10). The record is from RefSeq and is marked reviewed. The transcript has 4 exons. NCBI's taxonomy places the organism in Eukaryota, Metazoa, Nematoda, Chromadorea, Rhabditida, Rhabditidae. Bases 17 to 613 code for a protein of 198 amino acids. Gene Ontology annotation, molecular function: heme binding; oxygen binding.
AACACAAACACACACUAUGAUGGGCUUGUUGUCAACGAUCCGCGGAAAGAAGGAACCAGUGGUUGGAAAUGGAAUUGGCUCAGCACAAGUUGGACCAUUGAAUGCUAAAACAAAGAAAUUGGUGAUUCAAGAAUGGCCAAGAGUUCUUGCUCAAUGCCCUGAGCUCUUCACAGAAAUCUGGCACAAAUCGGCUACACGAUCCACUUCAAUCAAACUGGCAUUUGGAAUCGCAGAAAAUGAGAGCCCAAUGCAAAAUGCAGCAUUUUUGGGUCUUUCUUCAACAAUCCAAGCAUUCUUCUACAAAUUGAUCAUCACAUAUGAGCUUAAUGAUGAUCAAGUGAGAGAAGCUUGUGAACAAUUGGGAGCCCGGCAUGUUGAUUUCAUUUCUCGUGGAUUCAAUUCACAUUUCUGGGAUAUAUUCUUGGUUUGCAUGGCAGAGAAGAUUGAUGAGACACUUUCAGCUUAUAUACCAGACGAGGACAAAAGGAACGAGAUGAUUUUGGCAUGGCAGAGAGUGAUUAACUCAAUCGUGCAUCAAAUGCGUAAUGGAUAUUCCGAUCGACGAAAGCAACAGCUUGGCGGAACUAAAGGAGGCUCUAACAAUGGAUUCUGAGACUUUUUCAAACUAAUGAACAUGUGUUUUUUUUCUUCUUUUUUUUCAAAAUGACCACUGAAUAUAUCUAUCAAAAUAUGUUGAGAUUUUUAAUGUUCCAAAAUUGUACACAACGAUCUUUUUCUCCUCACCAAAUCAACAUUUUAACCAUAUACAUACGUAUUGUUUUGAACAGCUUUGAUUAUCUGAUUAUCCGAAUAAUUUAAUGAUUUAUCAUGCUAUUUGAAAAAAUAUGGUUCUGAAAUUUUUCGGAUGGAAACAACAUAUUUUAAUUUUCAAGAAAUAAAGAAAUUUAAACUC